AUGCGGGCGGCCCUGGGGACCAUGCGGGCGGCCCUGGGGCUGGGUCUGCGCUCUUGCUCACCCCGGGCCUGUAGCAAAGCCUCGGACGGAAGUAGUGGGAUCCGUGCGGUUGAUAUGAAAAGUACAGAAACUGUCUUGGAAACUGGGUUCUUCCCUAGAGUUACUGGUUGGAGAAAUUCAACAGUCAGCGGACAUCCGUGGUGGGUCAGUCUCCUAAAAUCAGGUGAGCAUCACUUCUGUGGAGGAAGCUUGAUCCAGGAGGAUCUGGUUGUUACCGCCGCACACUGCCUGGUUGGCCUCAAGGAGCAAAUUAAGAGUCUGACUGUGACUGCUGGGCAACACAGCCUCUCCCAGAAGGGUGUACACGAACAGGAGAGUCCUGUCUCAAAAAUUAUUAUUCAUCCUGAGUACCACAGACAUGGACAUAUGAGUUCUGAUAUUGCACUGCUCUACCUAGAACACAAAGUUGAGUUUGGAACUGCUGUUCAGCCAAUCUGUCCUCCCCAUAGAGAUGAGAAAUCUGAAGCAGGGAUUCUUUGCAUGACCAGUGGAUGGUGCAAGAUCUCAGAGACAUCAGAAUAUUCAAACGUCCUAUGAGAAGUAGAACUUCCCCUCAUGGAUGACAGAAUGUGUAAUAGUGUGCUCAAGCAUAUGAACUUUCCUCUUCUGGGAAGGACAAUGAAGUGUGCCAGGUGUCCAGAUGGGAAAAAGGAUGCCUGCCAGGGAGACUCUGGAGGUCCAUUUGUUUGUAGAAGAGACAGUGGAAUCUGAGUCCUUAUUGGGAUAAGUUCUUGGAGAGCUGGUUGGACUAGAGAUUGGACUUCUUUAAGAAAAAACCAUAAAAGGACAUCGCUGGGCAUUUUCUCCACGGUGUUUGAGUUGAUAGAUUUUGUUACUCAGAACAUACUCACAGCUUAUAGAUCUCAAGGAACCGUGUUAUUUGGAGAAAAUGGCAAGAUUCGUUACCCCCAUUCCAAAGAGAGAAGCUUUUCUCGUAAUUGCUUAUGUAUGUGGAGAAUAACAGUACCAGAAAAUAAAAUUAUCCUGGUAAAAUUUACAAGCUUAGACAUACAAAAUCAAAUUGGAUGUGACCAUGACUAUAUAUCUUUACAAUCGAGCAAUGGACUGCUUAUUAGUAAGGUCUGUGGAGGUCUUUUGCCUCCACCCUUGCUGACAGAGACCAAUGAGGCCACAGUUACAUUUGUUUCUAGGACAGGAAACAAUGGCAGAAGGUUUGAGCUGACCUUUACUGCCAUACAGAAGAACUCAGGAGCAGGCUCAGGCUGGGGGAGUGUGGCUACACUGGUGGAAGGAAGGACAGUUCACUCUGCCGAUUAUCCUGACUUGUAUCCCACACGUGUAAGGUGUCAUUGCUUCAUUCAUGCUCCAGAGAAACACAUUGUACAAUUGGAAUUUGAGGACUUUAUCACUGAAUUUAGCCAAAACUGUGUUUAUGAUGUGGUUGUGACUUACGGUGAUCCUGAAGAGGAGCACGAGUUAGCUAAAUUUUGAAUCUUGAACUUUACUCCAAUAUUCAGUCCUAAUAACAUAUUGGUGAUUCACUUUAAAAGUGAUGAAAUGUUUCCUCUAUACUCUUUAAACCACAUUGGAUCAACAUCACCCCCUCCCCCCCACCCCCGAGUCAAUCCCCUGUCUUCUGCAAAAGCUAUUCUGUGUGGCAUCUGUGGCAUCCCUCCAUUUAGUCUCCAGUGGCUUUCAAGAAGAAUUGUAGAGGGGGACAAAGCCUGCCCCCACUGCUGGCCAUGGCAGGUGGGCGUGAGGUUCCUAGGCAGUCACCAGUGUGGAGAGCCCAUCCUCAGCCCUAUUUGGAUUCUGACUGCAGCCCACUGUGUGCAAUCGUGAAAAAAUAAUCCUCUCUUCUGGGCCAUUGUCACUGGACACCGUGACAGAACCCUGAAGGAACCAGUUGAGCAGGUCAGGAAGGCAAAACACAUCCUGGUGUGAGAAGCCUUUGAUAGACGGAAUCAUGACUCUGAUGUUGCCCUGAUAGAGCUGAGCUCUCCUCUGGAGUUCAACUCCAUCGUGAGGCCUAUGUGUCUCCCACAAAGCAUGGAGCCGCUCUUUCCCUCGAAGACCUGUGCUGUGACUGGAUAGGGGAGACUUAGUGAAGACAGAGGCCUACCAAGGAGCUUCCAACAGAUCCAGGUGCUUGUGUUGGAAAGAGAGUUCUGGGAACGUGCUCACUCCUCUCACCCAGGAGGGCUCACGGAGAAGAUGACGUGUGCUGACUUAGCAGCCUCUGGAGGGAGAGACUUCUGUCAGGGAGACUCUGGUGGCCCAUUAGUAUGUAGACAUGGAAAAGGUCUCUUUGUCCUAUAUGGCAUUGCCAGCUGGGGGGCUGGCUGUGCCCAGCCAGGAAAGCCAGGUGUAUUUGCCAGGGUGAGUGUCAUCUUGGACUGGAUCCAAUCCAAAAUCAAAGGUCCUGUUUCACUUCAGAUAAGUAAGGAAAGCAAAACAUUACCAAGACGACAGUUGCCACCACCCACACCUUCAACAGACGAUGCAUCUGGACCAGGUUGUUACUCUGAGGUGGAACUAGAAGAGCCCAGAGGCUUUUUUGCAGCUCCAGGAUAUCCACUGGAUUAUAGAGGAGAACUAGAAUGUUCUUGGGUGCUCAGGGUGUCCCCGAGCAGUAUGGCAAAAUUGACGGUUAAGUACCUGUCGCUGCCUUGUUCUCCUGUGUGUCCAGAUUCAGUUAUGACUGUUUAUGAAGAAAACCAUGAUGAGAGAAGGGUGUCUGGUAAUAAUCCUUGCUGGCAUUUCAACUUGGAGCUGGGAGGCUUUUCUAGGGCUUACCCAAUGAUUUUCAUGAGCUCUGGACCCCUAGUGAGAGUGGUAUUUUGUUCGUUUGUACAAGGUGCUUUGGGCAUAAGUUACAUUGUUUUUAGAUCCCAAGGUCCAAAGGGCAGUAAAGCUACCAAAUUUCUCCAGAGUUCAAAGCAAGAACAUACAGCCACUUGGGAGGAUGUUAUUCUGACUAAACCAGGAGGAAUCAUACAGAUCCCAGGAUGCUCUCACAGAACCACUGUGAGUUGCCACUGGAAGUUAUUAGCCCCUUUACAUCAUGUUGUUUGCCUUGAUAUUAUCAACUUCCAGAUGAAGCUGACACCCUUGGCCUGUCAGGGUCAUAUGUGGGUUUAUGAAGGAUUGGGCAAAAAAUUUAUAGUUCACGCUAGGAAAAAGGAAAAAGGUACAAAGAAGGAGUACACCAUCAAGAAAACAAACACAUUUCCAAGAAUCCCAUAG
This is a messenger RNA of Lutra lutra (Eurasian river otter), 3267 nucleotides long. RefSeq names its product ovochymase 1 (gene OVCH1). Lineage: Eukaryota; Metazoa; Chordata; Mammalia; Carnivora; Mustelidae. Gene Ontology annotation, biological process: proteolysis. The record is from RefSeq and is a predicted model, not a curated record. Gene Ontology annotation, molecular function: serine-type endopeptidase activity.